AUGACAACUUCUUGCAAUAACAUUCGCGUGGUAGUUGGAAUCGAUUUCGGGACAACGUAUUCAGGAUUUUCAUACGCUAACGUGGCGAAUCCUUCCAAAAUCGAGGCAAAUGAUGAUUGGCCCGAGAGGAAAGGGGAAUUUAAAACUAAUACUGUGAUCAGAUAUGAUAAUGAUCUUGAACUGGUUAAAUGGGGAUUUCCUGCUUUAGCCGAAAAAUCCUCAAGAAGGAGAAGUGCGCAGUCCAAUAACUCUUCAAAAGUUGCAGAACUAUUCAAGCUCCAUCUUGGUAAAGUUGCGGAAGGGGAUAGACCGCCAUUACCAACAGGUUUGGAUCCUAAAAAAGCAGUCACUGAUUAUUUGCGAGAAAUCGGAAAGUUAAUAAAAAACAAAGUGUCCGCAAGAUGGCCAGGUCUAAUUUUUCAUAAACAUGUCCGCAUUGUUCUUACCGUGCCCGUCGAAUAUGAUGAAAAAAUUCGCGCGAUUAUGCGUCAAUGCGCUUUUGAUGCGGGCUUAAUACUCACAUUGGAAUCAGAAAAUCUAGAAUUCACAACUGAACCCGAGGCUGCUGCGAUCUACUGUCUUGAAAACUUAAACGAACAUCCAUUAAAAGUUGGAGAAUCUUUUAUGAUAGUAGACUGUGGCGGUGGUACUGUCGAUUUGACAGUUCGUACUCUUCUUCCAAAUACAAAAUUAAGCGAACUCACAGAAAGUACCGGUGAAUUUUGCGGCUCAGCAUAUAUUGAUAAGGAAUUCAAAAAAUUUCUUGCUCGUAAAAUUGGAAAAUCCACCCUUCAGUUGAUAGAAAAGAAACACUAUCCCGAACUCCAAUACUUGAUCCAACAUUUCUGCACGAAUGUAAAGAUUCUAUUUGAUGGGAACGAAGAAACCUGGAGGAGUAAGGAACUUGAUCUUGAAAGCGUCUGUCCCAUUAUGUUGCAAUACGUUAAUGGUGAAGAAAGGGCGGCGUUAGAAGAGUCGGAAUGGCUUAUCGAAUUAGAUUUCGAGACGAUUAAACAUUUCUUCGAUCAAGUCAUCGCGAAAAUUCUUUUACUGAUUCGCCAGCAAUUGACAGAUUCGGGAAGGGAUAUUUCUGCGAUAUUUAUGGUCGGCGGCUUUUCCGAAUCCAAAUACUUGUUGCAUCGUGUUCGACAGGAAUUUAGUCGCCAAGUUCCGUAUAUUGCGGUUCCAUCUUAUCCAGUUGCUAGUGUUGUAAAGGGGGCUGCCAUUUAUGGUUUGAGAAUGGAUAUAAUUAAAACACGUGUUCUCAAAAAAACGUAUGGAAUUGAGCUUUAUCGCGAUUGGACUCACAAUGAUCCGCUCGAUCAAAAGAAAAUAAUCAAUUCAAAAGAAAAGAUUUUAUUCUUCAAGCGAUUGGCUAAAAAAGGUACCGAGGUUAAUGUGGAUCAAGAAUUCAAAAACACAUCCUGGCCAUCGCAUCCGACUCAAGAAACGUCGAUAUUCGAAAUUUACACUACUAACGCGGAAGAUGGAAACAACUGCGACGAGCCAGGAAUGAAGCUAUUUGGAAAACUUGAAUUGGAUUUACCUGACGUUAAUCUUGGUACCAAUCGCCCGGUCGAAUUUACUUUGACUUUCGGUAAAAUGGAAACGCGUGCUAUCGCACGAAACCUCACAACGGGUUCUUCUGCUAGAGCAAACUUCAAGCUAGAAUUGUAG
Messenger RNA from Ambispora gerdemannii, 1677 nucleotides. Lineage: Eukaryota; Fungi; Glomeromycota; Glomeromycetes; Archaeosporales; Ambisporaceae. The record is from the annotation of a GenBank genome assembly.